Molecule: messenger RNA, 2403 nt
Organism: Girardinichthys multiradiatus
Lineage: Eukaryota; Metazoa; Chordata; Actinopteri; Cyprinodontiformes; Goodeidae
Exons: 10
Coding region: 120-1973 (617 amino acids)
Source: RefSeq, a predicted model, not a curated record
GUGUUGAGUUACUUUUAAUGAGCAGAGCAAUAGCCUAUCUAAAGCCUGUGUGUCGCACGUAGCUUUCAUCUUAGGUAUCGGUUGGCAUUUGUCCAUAGGUUAUAAGCUGUCUUCCAAAGAUGGUUCGAACACAUUAUGGACCACCACGCUUGAAAUCCAGACCCUAUGACGAUUCUCAUCGACAUAAUGAAGGGAGUUACAACCCAAACUCUAAAAGUCGAAGAGACGACCAGGGAUACCAUAACAAGGCACCUUCUAGCUGGAGAGAAUCCAGAGGUAGAGGUAGAGGACGACCAGGGCCAGUUGGCAAAAGAGUUCCUGAAAUGGGACCUCAACGGGAGCCACGAUUUAAUCACUGGAGGUCUCACAGUCAGGAUUCCUUCCAAUCCCACCCUCCCAAAAUGGACCAACACCAUAGCCAUCGCAGGCAGUCUCCAUUGCGUCUGAAUCGUACCCCCCAGCAUCGUUCAUCCCCUCACAGUUCUGCACACGUACAGCAGAGUCAAAGGGGUCCACCUUUCCACGGCCACCCCUCAGGUCACAGGUCACCUUCCCCAAGACAUUUUCGUAGCCACCCAGCUGACAGGAGACCAGGCUCUGCGACUGCUUACCGGGGAUCUUUUAGGGGUCCCAGAAGGCAGUCAAGUUUUCCUCCACAAGAUCAGCGGAGUCGAGACCCUCAUCCAAGGGAAAGAUCCUAUGAACAGUCAGGUCAUGGCAUGAAGCGCUGGAAUGAACCUGCAUCGUUCUCUCAUCCGUCAAAUGGAGAGCAUCGGCCCUCUGGGUCACAAAGGAGCCUCAGAGAAGUGCCAGGGAGAGGCUCAUGUACAGAGAGGUGGUCAUCUGAACAAGAUUCCAGAAGGCAACGCGGUCCUGUGGAGAGGCAAGGCAGCAGAUCCCACAGUCGAGAGAGGGCACAAGAUGCCCCUCAUCCGCCCCCUUACAGAGCCCCCCCAUGGAAAGGAGGCCCUCCACCACCAUCAUCUUCUCACUACAGGAGCCUUAUGGAGAGAAACGUUUCAGGACCCCGCAAGAGGAGAAUAUCAAACAUCAGCAUGCCCUCUUCACGGCCAGAACCGUAUUAUGGCAAUCCGAAGUACCCUAGGAGAGAGAGACCUCAUCUGAUGGGUAUUCCCAGGCCAUUUGGUGGUCCACCAUUGUCUUUUAGGGGUAGAAGUUACCUAAACAGGGGUCGGCAAAUCAGAGCAACAUCUCUCAUGAGGCUGAGAAUUCCCCCAACUAUUAGACCAAGGCCUCGUUUGGGCGAUAUUGCUGCACAGGGACAUGCUAGCUCUGUUUUUGCUAUAAGGAAGAAGCGUUUCCAGAUGAGGGCAGGUCCUCUAAGAAACGAGGAACCAAGAAGGCCAAAACCACAACAAUCUUCACCCAGUGAGGACGACAAAGUCAGCAAAUCUUCAAGAGACUCUGGCACAGGAAAAGAACAGGUGGAAUCCCGCCGGUCGUUGAGCAAACACAGAUCCUCUCCAAUAGAGAAACGUGAUCUUGUUGUUUUGUCUCAUUGGCCACCGGGACCAAGCUCGUCCAAAGAUGGCUCGCCUCCAAAAGGUCCCAGCCCAAAGUCAAAAACGGAUCACAGUUCAGAUGGGGAAAGCACAUCUUAUAGACGUCUCUCAAAUGAUUCCAGAUCACCUGAAGACAGGAAACGUGGAUACUUGGAUAAAAGAAUAUUUAGACCCGCUAAUGUGAUGCACGACAGCAACAGACCUGCAAGGCCAGCUUUCAGGAGACCAGGACCUAUGCUGCGGCCGAGGAUUCCUGGUGGUUCAAGGAAUACGGGCCCAGACCUGUCGGAAAAUGUCAGAAGACCUCUGAUGGAGACUUUAGUGCCCCGUCCUUUUCCGAAUCAGAGACCAGUGUUCAAAAAAAGCUACAGCAUCGUGUCUAAGUACCGCAACAUGAGGGUGAUGCGUCAGCGUGCGCCUUACGGGAGAGGACCCAACCAACAACGCUAGCAAUAACCUCUGGUACCAAAUUGUGAAUGUGGAGCUUAGAAAUGCUGAAAUAUCCCAUACAGAACAUCUCUUGUCAAGGUGGACUGCACAAACCUGCCCAGCCUCACCUCACACCUGACCAGCUUGUAUGUUGUGAAAGUGUCCCUGCUAAGAUGUGGUCCCUGGUGUUUUAUUUGCUUUAUUUAACUACUACUGUACCAAGUUUUAAAAGUUUCUAACUGUUCCAUCUUCUUUUUUUGACAUUUUGUGGUUUGGGAGAAGUUGCUUAGAAUAUUCUUGUUAGUCCUGAUUUGACUCAAAAUGUGUUAACAUUUUCUUUUGUUUACAAGCAGCAAUCAAACAUUGACUUACUUUGACUAUGUGACUUUGUAAACUUCUACUGUUAUCAUGUCAGAGGUUCACUCUAAAUAAAAUUAGAAAUGUAAAACAA